Oncorhynchus nerka (sockeye salmon) is the source of this 3862-nucleotide messenger RNA. Its product is annotated as mucin-3A-like. The transcript is spliced from 21 exons. Lineage: Eukaryota; Metazoa; Chordata; Actinopteri; Salmoniformes; Salmonidae. The coding region runs from base 79 to 1947 and encodes 622 amino acids. The record is from RefSeq and is a predicted model, not a curated record.
ACAUUUAAUCUUUGUCCCAGUCACUGCCACCAUCUUCUGUGAUGUCAGACUAACAGUAUGUAUGUAGCUGUCUAAAAAAUGACAUUGUUCAUCCCUGAUAUGGCUGGUCGUCUGUUUUUGCUCAUCCUCCUUUUCGAUACCUUCCAGUACCUCAAAGCCAAAGAUCCUCCUCAGCCCAGUCUAACAGUGAUUCCUGCAGUCAUCAAAGAGAGAGACUCAGUUCAGCUGAACUGUCAGACUCCUCCAUCUGUCUCUGAGUGUUACUUCAAAAUGGAAGGGCAAGUGGAAUUCACCCUUCCAUCACCCUGUCAACAGACACUCACAGGAACACUACUGGUGAGGUGGACAGGUCAGAGUUCACCAGCUGAUGUCAAAAUCCAAUGUCAGUACAGUGCUACAGGUUCACAGUUUAGAUCCAUAUACAGUGAGUCUUCAACAGUCAAAAUUGCAGACCUUCCCCAGCUGACAGUGAGUUCUACAGUCAUCAGAGAGACAGAAUCAGUUCAGCUGAGUUGUGAGACUCCUCCAUCUCUCCCUGUGUCUCGGUGUUACUUCUACACAGAGGGGAGAGAUCCUAAACCCUCACCCUGUACGCAAUCACUCACAGGGACUGAGCUGCUCUCGUGGGCAGGUCAAAGUUCAUCUGCUGAGCUCAAACUGAGAUGUUUUUACACUAUAGAAACUCACUAUCCAUCGAUGCACAGUGGUUCAGUCUCUGUUACUAUUCUUGAUCCAAAACCAGACAUUACAGUCAAUAUUGAUGAGGACUUCAACAUCAUCUGUUUGAUUCCUGGAUCCGUCAGUCCUGACACCACCUGUAACCUGUAUGUUGGAGAGGAGAGUCAGCCAUCCUUCACAGCAAAGAUCAUGAAGAGAAAAGCCACCUCAGCAUCCAGACAGCAGUUCUGUCAAUUCACUCCAAAACAUAGUGAUCUGAUCAGUCGUCUACAGUCAGUGAGGCGUAAGGAGGUGACCUGUGACUACAGAUUGAGCUCAGGACCAAACUCUCUCUCUCCACGCAGUGAUGGGCACAGCUUUGCACAUCUGGUGGGAGUUCACAUCAGCGAUCCAACAACUAUACAGACACCUUCUAUAGCAGUGAGUUUGACUCCAGGUCCUAGAUCUACUUUGCCUCCCAGCACGACAGUGAGUCCUACAGAAGUUUCAACUGUUACUUCUACUUUGACCCCAGACACCACAGCGAGACCAUCUACCAGUUUGACCUCUCCUUUGACCCCCAGCACAGCUGUGAAUCCUACAUCAGGAGGUCAAAGCGUCACAGAAAGCGUUCUGGCAGUUUCGACUGUUACUUCUACUUUGACCCCUGACAUCACAGUGAGACCAACUAGUUUGACCUCUCCUUUGGCCCCCAGCACAGCAGUGAAUCAUACAUCAGAUUUGACUGUUAGUCCUACUUUGACAACUGAUACACCAAAGAGUCCAACUGAAAGAGGUCAAAGCUCCACAGACAGCGUUGUGAAUUCAAACAGUCAAAAAAGAGUUUGGGUGGUGCAACUAUGGCAGACAACAGUGUGUAUGGCUUCUGGAGUGGGCGUGUUCUGGAUGGGAUUGACAGCUGUCUGUCUCUGCAGGAGGACCAAGAAAACCAGUUCUCAGAGAUCUACAGCCAGACAGGAUGAUCACAGCCAAUAUGAUUUGGUGAUGGGAGCUAUGAGCAGUGCAGGCAUGUUGGAUUCAAGGGAUGCUGGGAUCUAUUCUCUCAUCACCUUUGUACCGUCCACGUUUUUCCACUCAGAGAAUGCAGGGAUCUACAGCCUGAUCACUUCUGUACCAUCCACAUCUGUACCACCAGGUCCUUUUGAAGAAAAUGGAAAGUCAUCUGAAAACGACAAUUCUGAUAUGUACCAUGUAUACAACUCAAUCCCCGACAGACCAGCAACCUCAGCCCAGCCGGAUGGGUUUUACAGUCUUCUGCAGACAACCUGAAACGAGACCACUGGCUCUCUGUAUGUCUCACAGAAAUAUUGUUUCUUUCAGGAUGUCCUUUAUUUAUCACACAUCAUGUUACUGUAAAUAAGUACCUAAAAUAUCUACUACAGUACCGUUUCUAUUUAUAAGUAACAUACAGUAAGCAGCCGCUAGAGGCCCCUCCCCCCUCCAAAAACAACCGUAGGAUAGUAGAAUACACAACGUGCAGUUUCGAAAUGUGGUUCUACAUCAGAAGUUUUUCUCUUGUUAUUUCAGUCACUGACAGUCACUCAAUUAUCCCAUGUCAGCUAAGAUUUUAUAGAUUGCUAGGCAAGUUAGUCUAGCCAGCUAUCUAAGUCUUGUUGUAAUGGCCAAAUUACUGCCCAGGGGCCCUGACUUCCAGGGGGCCCCCAAUGAUUGUGUUAGUCACUCUCACUCAGAUAUCAAAUGAACAUGGCAUAAGUCAUGGCAAAAUGUGUAGAAUUGCAGGAUAUUAGCUUUAAACUGAAUUUUAUUAUGUCAACGACAAUGGCACAACGUGUUGAAUUUCAGGAAAUUUGCUUAAUAACUGCAAAGUUCUCUCCGCCCCAUGGCAAAAUGAGUAGAAUUGCAGGACUUGAAAGCUCCAAAUGUUUCUCUUUGCCGCCAUGAGCGGGGCCAUUAAAAUGUUUUGUCGGUGAGGUAGGCAAAUCUCGUUUAGGGUCCCCAAAAUGCUUGGAACUGCCGUAAUUUACACAUUGACACCUGGCCUGGACACCUGGCCUGGAGUUUGGAGCGGUCCGGGGCAUACUCCCCUUUAAAUAUUUUUCAGUAAAUGCCCAAGUAAUUAUAUAUUGUAUUUAUAUCUAUUCUGUCAUCUAUGUGAUAUCUCCUUCCAUAAAACAGUUUGAUACAGUUUACUAAAUAAAAUAUAUUUUGAUCAAAAUCGAUAGUUACAGACAAUUAAAAAUCAAUAAAUAUAUAACAUAUUCACACAUAAUGCAAAAAACAGGUAAAUAGGAAAUUAAGAUGAAUUAAUUAAAAUUAAGUCAUUAAGAUACAAAGUGGUAUUGCUAAGACAUUUUCAUUUCAUCUUGUGUUGAAAUAUGCUUAUAAUAUAAGCCAGAUGCACACAAAAAAUCUGGGGGAAAAGUCUGUUAUUUUAACAAUUUUUGCGGCAAAGGUUAGCAAACCCCAAAAGCCUGAUCUUAUAGCAAAAGUAUUGAUAUUGCCCACAUACGUUGUUACAAGCUACAAAAUAACAUUUCAUUUAAAAAAAAUGUUUACAUUGUUGGCAACAUCCGAUCAUCAAAACUGAAAAAUAUAGAUUUCCAAAUGUUAUUCAAAUCUCCAAAUUUCUCCAUGUUAACUUGUUAUUUUCCAAGUUCCCAGUUUAAUUUAAACUACUCAGCACCUCAGUCGCUCCUACAAUGUGUAGUGUUGUAGACACAUUCUAGCCUUGAAGUCCAAUGACUGUGGAGUGGUUCAGAUGUAAAUGGUGUGAGAACACAACUUCAUUACAUUGUCUAAUAUGAGCUUACAUUCUGUUUCGAUGCACACUUGAGCCCAGCGGUCAGGGUGGUCAAUUAUGCUAUGGGGGAUGGCUUUGUUUGUUGAAAAGGGGUGGCUCCCCCCUCACCUCCCAUAUACACUGUACACACUGUACAUAUAUCUUUCUAUUGUGGUAUUGACUGUACGUUUGUUUAUGUGUAACUCUGUGUUGUAGUUUUUGUCGCACUGCUUUGCUUUAUCUUGGCCAGGUCGCAGUUGUAAAUGAGAACUUCUUCUCAACUGGCCUACCUGGUUAAAUAAAGGUGAAAUAAAAUAAAUAAAUCCCUCUUCUAUAAGACCUUUAAGGUACAGCAAAUACAAAUGUUUUUUUUCUCUGUUUGAAAUGCUCUCUUCUGUAAAACAAAAAAUUAAGCAGAAUAAAUUGACUUUGACCAUUCCUUCA